CUGUCGGCAUUUUAUUUUCGUACUCCAUCUUUAUCAAACAAAAACAAAUUGCAAUAAUUAGUUUUUUUCUUCUAUAACAGAUGUAUUUGGCUACGACAACAACAUCACAGCAAUAUGUCAAAGAAACCAGUUUUGUACUACACACCGCGUAGCCCACCAUGCCGGGCUGUCUUAUUAACUGCUGCCGCUUUGGGUGUUGAUCUGGAUCUGAGGUUAAUGAAUUUAAAAGAUGGAGAUCACUUGACACCUGAAUUUUUGAAAUUGAAUCCCUUGCACACCAUACCGGUGUUGGAUGAUGAUGGUGUUGUUGUCACCGACUCUCACGUCAUCUGCUCAUAUUUGGCUGAUAAAUAUUCGGUCGAUGAGUCUCUGUACCCCAAGGAUAAGCUUAAGCGUAUGCAGGUCGACGCUAGGCUCUUCUUCGAGUGUGGUCAUCUCUUCCCACGAGUACGCAUCAUGGUUGAACCCAUCAUCUACUUUGGAGAACAUGAAAUUACACCGGAAAAGGUGUCCUAUAUGCAAAAAGCCUACGAUGGUCUGGAAAAGGCUUUGACUGUCCACAAGUAUCUAUGCGGUGAUCAUCUGACCAUUGCCGAUUUGUGCUGUGUGUCUUCGGUCUCCACGGCCAUGCGGUUUGCUCCCAUUGAAGAGGAUAAAUUUCCCAAUGUCAAAGCCUGGGUGCAACGUUUAUCCGAAUUGCCCUACUACCAGAAGAACAAUCAGGAAGGUGUUGAUACUUUGGUCAAUUUUGUGAAAGAUAAAAUGGUGGAAAACAAGACUGCCAAGGAAAGUUCAUAAAUUUUGUGAAAAAUAACUCAAUAAAAUUCAUGUAUAUACGAACAUAUGGAA
Molecule: messenger RNA, 849 nt
Organism: Stomoxys calcitrans (stable fly)
Lineage: Eukaryota; Metazoa; Arthropoda; Insecta; Diptera; Muscidae
Gene: GstE11
Product: glutathione S-transferase 1
Exons: 3
Coding region: 115-798 (227 amino acids)
Biological process (GO): glutathione metabolic process
Molecular function (GO): glutathione transferase activity
Source: RefSeq, a predicted model, not a curated record